AUGAGGAGGGCCAACGUGACCUGGGUGAGUGAGUUUGUCCUAAUGGCUCUCUCUGACAGACAGAGCCAGGUGGGGCUCUUUGUGCUGUUUGGAGCCACAUACCUGCUGACCCUGCUGGGCAAUGGGCUCAUCCUCCCGCUGAUUGCACUGGACACACGACUUCACCUGAGCAUGUACUUUUUCCUCUGCUACCUUGAAGUCAUGGACAUCUGCUACACUUCCAGCGGGGUUCUCCAGAUGCUGGCACACUUCCUCCUGGAGAAGAAGACCAUCUCCUUCACCCAACAUGGGGUACAGCUGUUCUUCUCCAUGACCCUCGGGGGGACCGAGUUUGUGCUGCUGACUGUGGUCUAUGACCACAAUGUGGCCACCUGUGAGCCCCUGCUUUACAUGGCAGUGAUGAGCCCCAGGCUCUGUGUGGCACUGGCAGGUGUCCCUCAGCUUGUGGGCCUGGCUAACUCCUCCGUGGAGACAGCAGUCACCAUGAGCCUGCCCACCUGUGACAAUGUGCUGAACCAUGUGGCCUGUGAGACAAUGACGUUGGGCAGGCUGGCCUGUGUAGGCAUCACCCUCAACCAGGUGGUCAUAGUAGCCUCCAGUGUGGUGGUGCUGCUGCUGCCCUGUUGCCUGGUCUUGCUGUCCUACGUCUACAUAGUGGCCUCCAUCGUGAUGAUCUGCUCCACCCAGGGACGCUGCAAAGCCUUUGAGAAGUGCGCCUCUCACCUCACUGUGGUCUCCGUGUCUUAUGGGAUGGCCCUGUUCACCUUCCUGCAGCCCAGGUCCAUGGCCUUAGCUGAGCAGGACACAGUGGUGGUGGUCUUCUAUGCUGCGGUGACCCCCAUGUUGAACGUUUUCAUCUACAGCCUGAGAAACAAGGACAUGGAGGCUGCUGUAAAACGGGUUCUGAUGCACAGCUCUGAGUCAAAAUGUUAG
Messenger RNA from Chinchilla lanigera (long-tailed chinchilla), 933 nucleotides. Its product is annotated as olfactory receptor-like protein OLF3. Gene Ontology annotation, cellular component: membrane. Gene Ontology annotation, biological process: G protein-coupled receptor signaling pathway. Gene Ontology annotation, molecular function: olfactory receptor activity; G protein-coupled receptor activity. The record is from RefSeq and is a predicted model, not a curated record. Lineage: Eukaryota; Metazoa; Chordata; Mammalia; Rodentia; Chinchillidae.